Messenger RNA from Kuraishia capsulata CBS 1993, 672 nucleotides. RefSeq lists its product as uncharacterized. Bases 1 to 672 code for a protein of 223 amino acids. The record is from RefSeq and is a predicted model, not a curated record. NCBI's taxonomy places the organism in Eukaryota, Fungi, Ascomycota, Pichiomycetes, Pichiales, Pichiaceae. The transcript has a single exon.
AUGCUCUUGAUAACGGUCUCUUUUUUUAUUCCGCUGGUGUUGACGGUGCUUUCACUAACCGGCACGUCGCAAUCGCUAACCUCCUACUGGUUAUCGUACUGGGUGUCUUACUCUAUACUCUGCACAUUGGAGCUGAACUCGCCGUUCAAGUCAAUUCUUCCAUACUAUGCUCAGCUCAUAUUGUAUUUGUGGUUGCUCUCGCCUUAUUACCAGGGGUGUCGGGUGCUGGUCGCGCACCUUAUAACCCACGAUGAGCUUAUUCUAUCGUUUCUGGGGAAGCUGGACCCGUAUGCUUCAAACGUGUUUACUCUUGUCAGUUCUGGGCUGAAAUUUAUCGGAAAUGCACUGAAAAGUGGCCAGCUUGACCAUUGGAUCGCGAACCUGGACUCCCUUGUGGAAUCCCAAAAAACUCAACAAAUAACCGGGUUUUACGCACUAAAGCUCCUGGCUCUUUUCAACAGAGCCUCCACAAACUCGUUGGAAAUAUACAGGUCGAGGUCCAGCUGGAUAGUAGGAUUUUUACCGCAAAAGUCGCCCGUUCAGUCGAAUCCAACCACGCCAACAGGAACACCAACAAAGAGAUCGGUGAGCGAAACCAUUCCAAAGAUAAGUUCCAUCGAAAACAUACACAGCAAAUUCAGAAAAUCCUCCUCAACCUCGAUGCACUUUUAG